GUCGUCUGAUGCCAGCCCGCAGCCCCCGCCUCGCUGGUCCCAGGGUCGGAAACGCGGCCUGGAUGGGAGGAGGAGAAAGCAGGAUGAGCCCGAAUCGUCCGGUUUUGAUGAAAACAAGUACAGGCCCUGUGACAGCAGGCUGGACAGUUUCACAACACCAGAAGGCCCUGGACCCCUUUCCCGGUGUUCAGAUUGGGGAACUGCAGUGGAAGAAGAUGAAAUGAGGACCAGUGUUAACAAAGAAAUCGCAAGAUACAGAAGAAAACUCCUGAUAAAUGAAUUUUCAAGAGAAAGGAAGUCCUCCUCUGGAAGCUCUGAUUCAAAGGAGUCCACUGUGACAGUAGAACUUGAAACAGAUGAAGUGGUUCUGAUGAGAAGACAGAAACAGAUAAACUAUGGAAAAAACACAAUUGCAUAUGAUAGAUACAUUAAAGAAGUUCCUAGAUGCCAUCGUAUACCGGGAGUUCAUCCUAGAACUCCGAAUAAAUUUAAGAAGUACAGCCGUAGGUCCUGGGACCAGCAAAUUAAACUGUGGAAAGUUGCGUUGCAUUCCUGGGAUCCACCUACUGAGGAAGGAUGUGAUCUGCAAGAAAUUAGUCCUGUUGAUCUUGGUGAGAUGGAGACCGAAUCUGUUGGAAGCAGUUCUACUGAGUCUCAGACGAGCUGUCAAGAUAAUGAUGAUACCUGUUCUGGCACUCCCACCAAAGUUAGACACGUUGACUAUCAAGCAGAAGGUGAAUUUGACUUGGAAGUGUGUUUGAGUGAAUCGCUUAAAGAUUUUGAUACUUUGUCCACCUGCAGAUCCAAGAGCAAAGUUAGGGACAUAUUUCUGAGCAUCUGUGCUUUUCCAUCUGGCUCUUCUACAAGGAUCUGA
Molecule: messenger RNA, 874 nt
Organism: Apaloderma vittatum (bar-tailed trogon)
Lineage: Eukaryota; Metazoa; Chordata; Aves; Trogoniformes; Trogonidae
Gene: SLBP
Product: stem-loop binding protein
Exons: 8
Biological process (GO): mRNA 3'-end processing by stem-loop binding and cleavage; mRNA transport
Cellular component (GO): histone pre-mRNA 3'end processing complex; cytoplasm
Molecular function (GO): mRNA binding; histone pre-mRNA stem-loop binding
Source: RefSeq, a predicted model, not a curated record